GAGUCCACAAAUAUCCACUGUAUAUUUAUAUUUUGUUGUGCGUUGUUCGUUGUUUUUUUCUUGUUUCUUCUUUGCGCUUUGGGCCUUACUCUUUUGUUGUUAAUUGUCCAGCUGCCCGCCUGCGAAUAAUAAUAAUGUCAUAGACGACGUGCCACCACCCACCCCCAAAUCCCCCGCCACAAGAACGUCGGACGACAGCCGCGUCGCGUCGCGUCGCCUUCACAUCAUCCAGCCAUGACCAGCGGCGGCAAUCGAUGAUUGCCAUUCCCUCAGCCAACGAGAGCCACUAGAGGCAGCCGGAAAGGAGGACGCCGGAAGAGUCAGUAACGUCGGAAGAGCCCGCCAAUCGCAAAGCAUCAAUAACCAGCCGGAAGGGGAAUCCCCCAUUGCAACGCCAAGGACUCCACUUACGCGGUAUCACCAUGCUGAUCAAGGAGUACCGCAUUCCGUUGCCCCUCACCGUCGAGGAGUACCGGAUCGCCCAGCUCUACAUGAUUGCGAAAAAGAGUCGCGAGGAGAGUCAUGGCGAGGGCAGUGGCGUUGAGAUAAUCAUCAAUGAGCCGUAUAAGGAUGGACCCGGCGGAAAUGGUCAAUACACAAAGAAGAUCUAUCACGUGGGCAAUCAUCUGCCUGGUUGGAUCAAAAGUCUCUUGCCGAAAAGCGCUUUAACCGUGGAGGAGGAGGCAUGGAAUGCCUAUCCGUAUACCAGGACUCGCUACACCUGUCCGUUUGUGGAGAAGUUCUCGCUGGACAUUGAGACAUACUAUUAUCCGGACAAUGGCUAUCAGGACAAUGUCUUUCAGCUGUCCGGAAGCGAUCUGCGUAAUCGCAUCGUGGACGUGAUUGACAUUGUGAAGGACCAGCUGUGGGGCGGCGACUAUGUAAAGGAGGAGGAUCCCAAGCACUUUGUGUCGGACAAGACGGGCCGUGGACCCUUGGGCGAGGACUGGCUGGAGGAGUAUUGGCGGGAAGUGAAGGGCAAAAAGCAGCCAACACCGCGCAACAUGUCCCUGAUGACCGCCUACAAGAUCUGCCGCGUGGAGUUCCGCUACUGGGGCAUGCAGACCAAGCUGGAGAAGUUCAUCCACGACGUGGCGCUGCGCAAGAUGAUGCUGCGUGCCCAUCGUCAGGCGUGGGCAUGGCAGGACGAAUGGUUCGGCUUGACCAUCGAGGAUAUCCGCGAACUGGAGCGACAGACGCAGCUGGCCCUGGCCAAAAAGAUGGGCGGCGGCGAGGAGUGCAGCGACGACAGCAUCUCGGAGCCGUACGUCAGCACGGCGGCCACCGCCGCCUCCACAACGGGCAGCGAGCGAAAGAAGUCCGCUCCGGCUGUACCGCCGAUUGUCACCCAGCAGCCGCCGAGCGCCGAGGCCAGUUCGGAUGAGGAGGGCGAGGAGGAGGAUGACGACGAGGACGAGAACGAUGCCAUUGGCACGGGCGUGGAUCUGUCCGCCAACCAAGGCGGAUCCGCGCAGCGCUCGCGCUCCCAAAGUAUUCAGAUGGCCCAGAAGGGCAAGUUUGGGUCAAAGGGCGCCCUUCACUCGCCGGUGGGAUCUGCCCACAGCUUUGAUCUCCAGUCCAAAAAGCCGCAUGCAAAGACAGCGCAACGCAGACAUGUGGCAAACUGGCGUAUGGAGCGAUUGGAAGUGGACUCCAAAUCCAAUUCGGAUGAGGAAUUCUUUGAUUGCCUAGACACCAAUGAGACGAACUCGCUGGCCAAGUGGAGCUCGCUGGAGCUGCUGGGCGAGGGCGACGACAGUCCGCCGCCACAUGGCGGACCCUCUAGUUCAGCAUCCGUGGGUGGGCGGGGCAACUCGCGGCAAGAGGACAGCAUAUUCAAUCAGGACUUCUUGAUGCGCGUGGCCUCGGAGCGCGGUAACAAGCGCCAGUUACGCUCCUCGGCCAGCGUGGAUCGCAGCCACGAUUCGUCACCGCCGGGAUCACCGAGCACGCCGUCUUGCCCCACAACCAUUCUGAUCCUGGUGGUCCAUGCGGGCAGCGUUCUGGAUGCGGCUAGCGAGCUGACCGCCAAGAAAUCCGAUGUGACCACUUUCCGUGGCUCCUUCGAGGCGGUGAUGCGGCAGCACUAUCCCAGCCUUCUCACUCAUGUGACCAUCAAAAUGGUGCCGUGCCCCUCAAUUUGCACCGACGCCUUGGGCAUUCUCUCCAGCCUGAGUCCGUACUCCUUUGAUGCAUCGCCCUCGGCGGCGGAUAUACCGAAUAUAGCCGAUGUCCCUAUUGGAGCCAUACCGCUGUUAUCCGUUGCAUCGCCAGAAUUCCACGAGACGGUCAACAAGACGGUUGCCGCUGCCAAUAUUGUCUACCAUGAGUUUUUGAAAUCGGAGGAGGGACACGGAUUCUCCGGCCAGAUUGUCAUGCUGGGCGAUUCGAUGGGCUCGCUGCUGGCGUACGAGGCUCUCUGCCGAUCAAAUGGUAGCCAACCGGGCACGGCUUCGGGCGCCUCGAAUUCCGGUGGAGAUGCAGCCACAAAUAUGAAUACCCACAAUCCGUUGAGCGCUCGAAAUUCGAGGUUGGACGACGAUGAGCGUUUCAUCGAAGCCGAUCUGGAUGCCAAGCGUUUGCUGGUGGCGCCAUCGCCACGUAGACGCCGUUCCAGCUCCUCCAGCGAUUCGCGGGCCACCAAAUUGGACUUCGAGGUCUGUGAUUUCUUCAUGUUCGGAUCGCCGCUGUCCGUGGUACUUGCUGCAAGGAAACUUCACGAUGCCAAAGCCGCCCUGCCGCGGCCCAACUGCCACCAGGUCUACAAUCUGUUCCAUCCAACCGAUCCUAUCGCCUCGCGCCUGGAGCCGCUACUCAGCGCCCGGUUUUCUAUAUUGGCGCCCGUCAAUGUGCCACGGUACGCCAAGUACCCGCUGGGAAAUGGUCAGCCAUUGCAUUUAUUGGAGGUCAUUCAGUCGCAUCCGCAGCACUUCAACGAUGGCAACAACCUAUUGGCUGGUCGCCGUUUGUCGGACGCAUCGAUGCAGAGCACGAUAUCGGGUCUGAUUGAGAAUGUCUCGCUUAGUACGAUCCAUGCCCUGCAAAACAAAUGGUGGGGCACAAAGCGCUUGGAUUUCGCUUUAUAUUGCCCGGAGGGAUUGAGCAACUUCCCGGCUCACGCCUUGCCGCACCUCUUCCACGCCAGCUACUGGGAGAGUCCGGAUGUGAUUGCCUUCAUCCUUCGGCAGAUUGGCAAAUUCGAGGGCAUACCCUUUGUGGGCUCCAACGAUGACAAGGACAAUGCCUCCUUCCAUCCGGGACAGCCGAGGGAGAAGUGGAUCAAGAAACGCACCUCGGUGAAGCUGAAAAAUGUGGCCGCCAAUCAUCGGGCCAACGAUGUGAUCGUGCAGGAGGGCAGGGAGCAGCGAUUGAAUGCGAGAUUUAUGUACGGACCCCUAGACAUGAUCACCCUGCACGGUGAGAAGGUGGAUGUGCACAUUAUGAAGGAUCCGCCGGCGGGCGAGUGGACAUUCCUCAGCACCGAGGUGACGGACAAGAACGGUCGCAUCUCGUACAGCAUUCCGGAUCAGGUAUCCCUUGGCUAUGGCAUAUACCCGGUAAAGAUGGUGGUGCGUGGCGAUCACACCUCGGUCGAUUGCUAUAUGGCGGUGGUUCCGCCGUUGACCGAAUGCGUGGUCUUCAGCAUUGAUGGCUCCUUCACCGCUUCCAUGUCGGUGACGGGCAGGGAUCCCAAGGUACGUGCCGGAGCUGUUGAUGUCUGCCGCCACUGGCAGGAGCUGGGCUACCUGCUCAUCUACAUCACCGGACGACCGGAUAUGCAGCAGCAACGCGUGGUGUCCUGGCUGAGCCAGCACAACUUCCCGCAUGGCCUGAUCUCGUUCGCCGACGGCCUGUCCACCGAUCCAUUGGGCCACAAGACGGCCUAUCUCAACAAUCUUGUGCAGAACCAUGGAAUCUCAAUUACCGCCGCCUACGGCAGCAGCAAGGACAUUAGUGUCUACACGAAUGUUGGCAUGCGAACCGAUCAAAUAUUCAUCGUGGGCAAGGUUGGCAAGAAGCUGCAGUCCAAUGCCACCGUGCUUAGCGAUGGCUAUGCCGCCCACUUGGCCGGUUUGCAGGCUGUGGGUGGUUCGCGUCCGGCGAAGGGCAAUGCACGCAUGGUCAUUCCCCGUGGAUGCUUCAAUCUUCCCGGCCAGACCGCGAAUCCGCGCCGCAGAAGCAACGAGACGGGACUCUCAUCACCCAUACGCAGUGGUUACCUGAAGCGCAAGACCUACCUGAGCCACCACUAGAGCAGCAGAGAUGCAGAUGCAGCUAUAUAGAUCGAUCCAUCAGAUAGAAGUGAAACCAAUGUACUCAGAAAACCCCAAUAGAAAUCCCCUCGAAAUAGCGAAAAACAUGUAUAGAGCCAAUGGACAACAAGACCGAUGCCUCCAUAUGCCACAUCUGUGUAUAUACCAUAUAAAUAUAUAUAUUUAUAUACUAUGCGCGAUAUAAUGAAAGUUAAUGGUGUAAUAUAUACAUAUAUAUAUCGAAUACCAAAUUUGCAAAUGAGUAAAAAACAAUUGUACAACAUUUAACGAAAGUCAAAUGUGUCACGCGGUGAGUAUGCGUAUAAAGCACAAAUUCUAAUACGUUUAAGUUGCAUAUCUAUAUUCGAAAAUCGACUAGUCAUAGGGGUGAUAUGUUACUGAACUCUAAAGUAGUUUGAAAUUAAGAUCAGCGGUGCUAGAAAUGUCUGGUGACUUGAAAUUACCAAAAUGGGUGUCUAAAAGUAUGCAACUCUUUAUUUUAUCCAAUGCAUUGCAAUGUGUGCAGCGGACUUUUAAACACCUUUCUGAAGAAUUCUGAGUUGCCAGGGAAUUUGAUGGUACCAGUGCUUAUCGACGAUAUAUCCCCAUUUCUCAAUAUGAAUUGGUUUAUUAAUGUGUUUGUAUCAUAUUUACCCUUAGGUACCUGGAAAGAAAGACUGUUUCCUCCUGUUGUUUGA
Messenger RNA from Drosophila erecta, 4951 nucleotides. RefSeq names its product protein retinal degeneration B (gene rdgB). The coding region runs from base 423 to 4253 and encodes 1276 amino acids. The transcript has 13 exons. NCBI's taxonomy places the organism in Eukaryota, Metazoa, Arthropoda, Insecta, Diptera, Drosophilidae. The record is from RefSeq and is a predicted model, not a curated record. Gene Ontology annotation, biological process: phospholipid transport. Gene Ontology annotation, cellular component: cytoplasm. Gene Ontology annotation, molecular function: metal ion binding; phosphatidylcholine intramembrane carrier activity; phosphatidylcholine binding.